AUGCGCGUCCCGUCGAGAAUGCGCGUGUGACCGUGCGAGACGCGAGUACGGCGCUCGCGGGUGCAUGCGCUUGUGCGUGUGCGCGUGUUCGUCGUCACAUCUCCGCAGCAUCGUUCUCGCGGACAAUCGAAACGGAUAACGUCGGACAACGGGCGGGUACGAUUUAUUGUUGUGUCGUAAUAUCUUCCCGAGCCGUUCGGUUGAUAAAAACGUUAAACGACGCGUCUGCGGUUUAUAUUAUCGUCGUCGUCGCCGCCGCGGUCUUUGUUUUCGCCGUCGGUAUUUUCGCGCGUACAACAACAACAACAACGGGUAAGUGGCGCAGCCGGUCAUCACGUCCGCCACCGCCGCCGAGACGAUAACGAAUUAUUGACGAACGAUAUCGUCGACAUCGUCGACGUCGCGCGAAAUCGGUGGUGCCGAAAACUUCUCGUGCCGUCGUUUCUCGUCGAGAUGAUCAUACGUCUGCAGCAGCCCGAUUCGGCGUCACGAUGACUUAGACGCGCGACGUCCGUUAAAGUCUCCGGUCGUCGUAGUCACGACCGCGACGACGACGGACUAGAAACAUGAUCACGCGACCGUCGUCACAUGGCCCAGUAUGAGUUCCUGCCGCUGUGCGACGUCCUGUUCAACAUCAUCUCGCUGGCCGCGUACUUCUGCGACAUCGUGUUCGACGUGGUCAUGGGCUACGCGCUCUACUCGCACGGCCGCUACGUGCCGUUCGUCCUGACCAUGUUGUUCGUCGGGGCGUCCGCCACCGUCGAGCAGACCAUGUCGCUGCGCUGGUACCUGGCCGCCCGGGCCGUCGGCGACAAGUCCACGCUGGCCGACCGGCUGAAACGGUCGGCCGUGCAGGCGUUGCACUUUGUCCAACUGGGAGUCCUGUGGAGGUACUUUAAGCUGUUCCUGCCCGUCGACUUGCGGUACGUCAAGUUCGAGGUGCGCGACCUGUGCAUGCUGCGCCUGUUGCACGCGUUCUGCGAGUCGAUGCCGCUGCUGCUGUUGCAGUCCUACCUGCUGUGGACGGACAGCGGCGGCGACCGCAAGCAUCUGCGCGACCUCAACAAGGUGGCCGUCACGCUGUCCACUGUCAGCGUGUGCUGGGCCCUGGCGUCGUUUGGCAAGAACGUGCGCAUGCAGAACGUCCACAGGCUAGUCCUCACUUGGCUCGGUGUCAUAUUUCAGUUCCUGUGGCGUUUGGGCACCGUCGGGGCCAGAGUCAUUUCUUUGACCGCCUACGCCGCCAUGUACAAGUAUUGGGUGCUGUUGGUACUCGGUCUACAUUGGUUGUCGAUGCUGUUGUGGUUACAUUCACCCAAGAACGUGUUCCACGGCGAACGCAUGUCUCCCAAGCGUAAAGCUUUUUUGUUUGCACUCUUAGCGUUUGUGUUCACGUUUGAAUACGUCAACCUACUAGAGAACAAUCAUAGAGAAAAAAUGCUGAUGUUUUAUGUGGUGAUGGCGUUAGAAAACGCUCUUCUCAUGUUUGUGUGGAGCAUUGGCAGUGGUGAUGCAGUCAAACCAUUUAUUGUUCUUGGCCUGUUCUGUUGUGGUCUUGUGUUCAUGGCAAUUUAUUAUCAGUUUUUUCAUGUAAGAAGAUUGAAAUAUGAAUCUGGAGGCAGACUGAGUAAUGCUACAAAUAGUAACAAUUCAACAGCUAAGUUAGCAUUAGAAGCCAAGUAUAAAGAUCAACUAAAUGUGCCUAAUGGCAAGACUGAUCUUAUUAGAAGGCACAGCUUCAGUAGUGUUUAUGAAAACAUACCGCCAGGUGGUUACCACAAUCAAGCUAUUGCUAGUGAAGCACCUCCAUCCUUGCAGAGAAACCAGAGGUAUUACAGCGCAUUACCAGCAAGUGUACAUAAUGGCAUUCCAGGCGUUUUCAACUGUCGUUUCACCAACCCAUAUGUGGCGGCCAUGCAAAAGCGUAAGAAAAAAAAACCAACUACGUUUGUACCUCCACCGUCUGGCACAAGUGGCCGAGAUAGUGUUGCUUUUUGGUGCAAACCGCCACCGUCCAACCACAGCCAACAGGGUUCUAGUGAAAACGAGAGUGCCAGCUCUCACGUGGACAUCCGGCAGAAAUUACAAGAAAAAAGACAAAACCAACUAGCUGAACUCCGAGCUAUUGAAGAGGAGAUUAGGCAAGGCAAACUAAAGGAACCGACUGAAAAUGGUGAAGUACUUUUGUCUCCUCAAGGAUACUUGCAACAACAAAAUUGGAUCGCUCCGCCAUAUAGCGCUCAAGAUAACAAUGCUCAACCAAAUGACCAAGUGUUCACAUUGAUGUAUAAAUCGUACAAAUCGCCAUCAGACCUAGACUCACAGAUAUCACUGCCACGUUCUUACACACUGCCCAGAGAAUUUAAAUUCUAUAGAAAAGUAAGGCCCAGAAAAACUAUACGUUCCGAUCACUUUGUUGCAUCGACAAAUUCAAGUGAUGGAGAUGUGGACUCUGGUGAUGAUGAGUCAGACACCUCGCAGCCAAACUUAUCACCACGGCCCUUGCGACUACCUGAUCGUAAUGCUCUCACCACUCGACACGAAACCAAACUAUAAGCCAUGUUGAUUAAAAAUUAAGUGAAAUUGAUAGUUUUUUUUUAUCAGGUAUCUUUAUAAUACAUGAAAUAUUUUGUAAAUACUGUUUUGUACGAUGUUUUAUUAUUAUUAUUAUAUUUAAUUUAUAACUUGCAUUUUAAACGCAGAUCGUUUAUUGAUUAAAAUGUAUAAUAUAUAAAUAUAUAUUUAUAAAUCAUAAACUAUUAAAAUACAAAACUUAAUUAAUCAAAUACAAAA
Messenger RNA from Aphis gossypii (cotton aphid), 2793 nucleotides. RefSeq lists its product as uncharacterized. Gene Ontology annotation, biological process: apoptotic process involved in development; engulfment of apoptotic cell; phosphatidylserine exposure on apoptotic cell surface. The transcript has 6 exons. NCBI's taxonomy places the organism in Eukaryota, Metazoa, Arthropoda, Insecta, Hemiptera, Aphididae. Gene Ontology annotation, cellular component: plasma membrane. The record is from RefSeq and is a predicted model, not a curated record. Bases 589 to 2556 code for a protein of 655 amino acids.